Molecule: messenger RNA, 1416 nt
Organism: Micromonas pusilla CCMP1545
Lineage: Eukaryota; Viridiplantae; Chlorophyta; Mamiellophyceae; Mamiellales; Mamiellaceae
Exons: 1
Coding region: 1-1416 (471 amino acids)
Source: RefSeq, a predicted model, not a curated record
AUGGCGGCGCUCGCUGCCCCCCGCGCGUUCGCGACGCCCUCGCGCGUCGCGUCGAGAAGCGCCGCUCCCUCGCGUCGGACGCGAUCCACGCGCGCGCGCGCCAAGGCGGAGAACGUCUCCCCCGACGAUCCGAAGUUCCUGGGCCGCAAGGGAACGCGCCGAGACGAGAUAACGGACGAAGACGCGGACACGACCGUCGCGCGCGUCGCGGUCAAGCUCGACGGCGCGUUCGGUAAGCCCUCCGCGGCGAAGGAGACGUGGGAGCCGUUCCAACGCGCCGCGCGCGCGGGCUUGAUGGACGCGUACGUCGCCGGCGGCGCGAGCGCGGCGGCGGGAUCGAAGCGCGGCGACGCCUCCGCCGAAGAAGACGCCGAAGAAGCCGAAGCGGACGUCGUGCACACGUCGCUGUGCAUCGCGAUGGAGGACGACGCGUUCAAAUCGAGGACCGCGGUGCCGCUGCCCAUCGACGCGUACGUCAAGCGCGUGGAUAAGCUCGUGAACGAGUUCAUGCAGCGCGACUACGAGUCGCUCGUCGCCGCGGGGACGACGACGACGCGCGACGUGAUCGACGCGCUCGAGGACUAUCUCUACGUGCAAAAUCAAUACCGCGCGCCGAAAGGCUGGAGGGAGAUGUACUCGCCGUACCGCACGUACUUCCACAACGUCGUCGCGCAGAAGAUCGGCAUCCCCGCGACGCUCGCGGCGAUAUACAUCGGCUGCGUCGAGCGUCUCGCCGAGAGAGGCGUCUUGACGGAGGGCGUAGACGUGUGCGUUCGACCCAAAGGCGCGCGGGACUCCGCGGCGGGGGUCACGGCGCCGUCGCCGCCGUGGGGGGUGAUUCGCGAGAGCGAGGAGCGGCCGUCGAACGCGGUCGUGUGCACGCCGCUGAUGUCCACGAGGCUGCAGCUCAGCGCGCUGAAGCGCGCGUACUGGCCGUGGGAGUGGGACGACGCCAGAGACUCGGGGGUUUUGCUCGCGGUGGAGGCGGCGGCGUACGCGGCCGGGAACCGCAUGAACACCGCCGCCGGCGUGGUCGGCAUCAUCCAACCCACCGGUCGGCCGUUCGGGGACCUCCCGAUGGCGACGCUGGCGACCGAGCGGCUGCUCGCGCUCGACGGCGGCGUGGGGUUCGAGGCCAGGGACCUAGGCGUUUUGUUGUUCCACGACGGAAGGUACGGCGAGGCGUUGGAGCUGCUGGAGGGGUUCGAGGCGUGGAAGAGAGACGGCGGCGCCGACGCGGCGCCGAUCUUCGUCGGCGACGUGGUCAACCUCGGCGGCAGCGACGCGGUGCUCGCCGCGGAGCUGCAAGUGCGAGAGGACGAGGCGUUGGAUCGGCUGAUGUUGAUCUUGCGGAAGAGAGUGUUGGAAGAGACGAUCGCGUUGGACGACGACGAAAAGAGGUCGGGGACGGUGUGA